Nothobranchius furzeri (turquoise killifish) is the source of this 3280-nucleotide messenger RNA. RefSeq names its product matrix metallopeptidase 14b (membrane-inserted) (gene mmp14b). Gene Ontology annotation, molecular function: metalloendopeptidase activity; zinc ion binding. The record is from RefSeq and is a predicted model, not a curated record. Gene Ontology annotation, cellular component: extracellular matrix. Gene Ontology annotation, biological process: collagen catabolic process; proteolysis; extracellular matrix organization. Lineage: Eukaryota; Metazoa; Chordata; Actinopteri; Cyprinodontiformes; Nothobranchiidae.
GGAUCAAAAUAAGUGGCUCUGAGCCAAGGAAGAGAGGACAGGAGGAGCUAGAGCUGGUUAUUUUUUAUAAAGUCAACUGCAACAUCUGGCGCAAAACGCAAGCUGAAUUUGGACAUAAGCUCCGAAUCUCCUCCUCUCGGACCUUUUCCCUCAAGAAACGUCCAAUAAUUCGAUUAUUCCUCAUCUAAACGAGAGAAGAAUGCACAGAUAGGGGAAACUGCUGGUUUAUGCUAGGUUUUUUUCGCAUAAAGGUAGUUGCAGCCUUUUUUCCUUUCCUACAAAUAAUGUUUUGACAAAAAGCAAAGACGAAGCUGCGUAAAGUCUUACAGGAACGUGUACCAGCGUCAGAUAGGCCUGCUUGUGUGUGUGUGUGUGUGUGUUUUGUGUGUGUGUGUGUGUGUGUGAGACGUGAUGAUCCCAGAGCUGAGAUCGGUGGUCCGGCUGCUGCUGCUGGCGGUGGUAUGGGAGCUGAGAGCGCACGGAGCCACGCAGAGACAAGUCAACCCGGCGUCGUGGCUUCAACAGUAUGGUUACCUGCCCCCGGGGGACUUGAGGACCCACACCCUCCGCUCACCUCACUCUCUCUCCUCAGCCAUCGCCACUAUGCAGAGGUUCUACGGCCUCACUGUGACCGGUUCCUUUGAUGAUAAAACCGUUGAGGCCAUGGCUCGACCCCGCUGUGGCGUGCCAGAUAAGUUCGGAGCUGAACUGAAGAGCAACCUGAGGAAGAAGCGUUACGCUACGCAUAACCUGAAAUGGCAAAAGAAUGAAGUCACUUUCUCCAUACAGAACUACACCCCGAAGGUGGGUGAGCACGAGACCCACGAAGCCAUUAGGAAGGCCUUCAGGGUGUGGGAGGGCGUCACCCCCCUCCGCUUCAGGGAAAUUCCCUACAGCUACAUACGGGACAAGGUGGAGGAGUUUGCCGACAUCAUGAUCUUCUUCGCAGAAGGUUUCCAUGGUGACAGCAGCCCAUUUGACGGCGAGGGGGGCUUCCUGGCACACGCUUAUUUUCCUGGCAGUGGCAUCGGCGGAGACACCCACUUUGAUGCAGCCGAGCCGUGGACUACCGGGAACCAGGACCUGCAUGGUAAUGAUGUCUUCCUUGUUGCGGUUCACGAACUGGGUCAUGCUUUGGGUCUGGAGCACUCAAACGACCCGUCAGCCAUCAUGGCUCCCUUCUACCAGUGGAUGGAUACAGAGAACUUCCAGCUUCCUGACGAUGACCGUAGAGGCAUACAGCAAAUCUAUGGGUCUGGAUCAGACCUUGCACCCCCUCCUCUAACACCACACACACCUGAACACAAGCCCCAGCCCACUUAUGCACCAGACAAGCCCCACUUUGGUCCUGACAUCUGCGAUGGACACUUUGACACAAUCGGCAUCUUCAGAGGAGAAAUGUUUGUGUUCAAGGAUAAAUGGUUCUGGCGAGUGCGUAACAGACGUGUGCUGGAUGGAUACCCCAUGCCGAUUGGCCACUUUUGGAGGGGUCUGCCAACUGAUAUCAAUGCUGCAUUUGAAAGGGAAGAUGGGAAAUUUGCUUUUUUUAAAGGAGACAGGUACUGGGUCUUCAGUGAAUCCAUUCUAGAGUCCGGUUACCCCAAGAACCUUAAAGAAAUGGGCACCGGAGUCCCCAAAGACCGGAUAGACGCUGCUCUCUACUACACGCCCAACGGAAAGACAUUUUUCUUCCGAGCUAAUAAAUAUUAUCGUUUCAAUGAAGAAAUGCAGCGAGUUGAUGAUGAUUACCCAAAAUCCAUCAGUAUGUGGCAGGGUGUGCCUGACAACAUCAAGGCUGCCUUUAUGAGCAAAGACCAGGCCUAUACCUACUUCUACAAAGCCAAUAAGUACUGGAAGUACGACAACCAGAGGAUGCGGGUGGAGCCUGGAUACCCAAAGUCCGCCCUGCGUGACUGGAUGGGCUGCUCUAACGAAGAUCCCAAGACGGACGGAGGAAGAGGCGGGGCUGGACAUGACAAAGACAAGGAGAGAGAAAAGGAAAAGGAGCGGGAAGAUAAUGACAGAACGACGUAUGAAGAAGGGGACACGGCUGAGGAGACAAAGACGGAAGAUGUGGAUGUGACCAUUGUUGAGACAAGUAACGAGAGUGGAGCAGUUGCUGUGGUUGUGCCGAUGUUUCUCCUAGUGUGCGUGAUUGCCACGUUGGCAGCUCUGGUGUUUUUCCGUCUGUACGGUACCCCACGCCGAAUCCUCUACUUCCAAAGAUCGCUACUAGACAAGGUGUAGGUAGAGGAGAGGGGUCGGAGGAAGAGGAAAGAUGAAAAAGAGAAAAAGAGGGAAAUGAUAAAGACAGAUAGACAAGCAGAAGUGUGAGACUGUCACUUUAAUAUCCUCACCGUUGUUUGAUCAUUUAACUUUUGUUUCUCAACCACUCAGUCCUUCAGAUUCUUCCCUUUGUCUCUGCUCCUGCUCCGCUCCGGCGGUAACCGACGCCAGCUCAUUGCUGUUUGUUUUAGCCCUUUUCAGUGUCUCAUUGCUUCAGUUGUUGAUGGUGGUCAGCGUUUGUGUGCUUGUGAAUUUCCAAAUCAAACCAGCAUUUCCACAAUGCAGAUCCAUGCACAUUUUUUGGGGGGGUGUGAGCAAUUGAUGUGUCCAUUACCCCACCCCCACCCUGUCCUCCCCCCUUGAUAAGUUGCACAUACUCACACAAACACACACUCUUGAAAACCGCAGUGACACAGUUGCAGUGUUUCCAGUAAAGCAGCGAGUCAGCCAUGCUCGCGUCUUUACGGAGCGUGAUUCACGCGUAUCAGAGAAAAACAAUAAACACACCUGCUAUUCCCUCUUUUUUGUACCUGUCUGUCUGCUCUGGUCGUUGCUAUGAAUGAUGUCGUUAACAUUAUGACUAUUAUUGUUGUUCUCAGAGUAAAGAAUGUUUUUGUACAUUGCCUUUAAAAAGUCCUGCUGGACAGAGACAUAAACAUUUUGAAAAUGGCCUUAAUUUUAUACGUGUGGGGACAGUGAAUGGGGAAAGGGGUUAUGUAUUUUUGAAACUUGAUUGUUUUUUAUACCUUGAAUCACUUUCAAAUUAAAAUAAAUCUACGAUCUUUAAAAAAAGGCUCCUUUUGUACUUAUUUUUGUACUUGAAGCGUUUUGAAUGACGGUGCUGCCUUGUUAGUCAGGCCCUCUGAGUAGUUUAACAACAAUAAUACAAGUGAUGAUGAUGACGACGAUAAUAACCAUCUGGUCUUCUCGGUAAAACUGUGUGUAAUUCCCUUUUCCUCUAAGUUCUUACAACAAUAAAGUCAUUUGAAAAGGU